UCACCAAUUUUUACCUUUUUCCUUUCGCGUACUAUUUCGUUUGAGUCGUAUCUGGUAAGUCUUAGGAAAGCACACUAAAGACUAAAAUCGUGGCGGAAGGGAGAACAGAGUCGUCGCCAUUUUUGGUUCUUCAACUUUCAACUCCAAGAACAGAUCGGAAUCGAAUCUAAUCCACCACCACCUCACCUCACCAGAUACGCAUACAUAUGACUUCUUCAAUUCCGAUUCCAUAUCUGUUGCUGCUGUUCCUAUCGAGCUUCGGAGCAUCCGUGUUCGUUUCCGCCGGAUCUCACCGCGCCAUUCUCCGCGCGAUCAGCGAUGAGAGCGCCGCGGGGAGUCGCGACUACGCCGUGGAUUUGAACGCCACCAACUUCGAUGCGGUCCUCAGUGAGACUCCGGCCACCUACGCCAUUGUUGAGUUCUUCGCUCACUGGUGCCCUGCUUGCAGAAAUUAUAAGCCAUAUUAUGAGAAGGUUGCCAGACUUUUUAAUGGAGCAGAUGCUAUACAUCCAGGAACCAUAUUGAUGACAAGGGUAGACUGCGCAUUGGGGAUAAAUUCUAAUCUUUGUGAUAAGUUCUCUGUGGGGCAUUACCCUAUGCUUUUCUGGGGUCCUCCUUCUAAGUUUGUUGGUGGUAGUUGGAAGCCAAAGCAAGAAAAAAGUGAUAUACUUCCUAUUGAGAAUGGACGAACAUCAAGUCUCUUGUUAGAAUGGAUUAAUAAGAAAUUGGGCAGCUCAUAUGGCUUGGAAGAUGAAAAGUACCAGAAUGAGCAGCUUCAGACAAAUAUUUCAGAUCCUGGGCAGAUAGCCAGAGCUGUAUAUGACGUUGAGGAGGCAACUUCUACUGCCUUUGAUAUCAUAUUACAGCACAAGAUGAUCAAAUCAGAUACAAGGGCAUCACUUAUAAAAUUCCUUCAACUUUUGGUGGCUCAUCACCCUUCUAGAAGAUGCCGGAGAGGUAGUGCAGAUAUACUCGUAAACUUUGAUGAUCUAUGCCCAUCUGGUGCUUUGUCAGCAAACAAAGAAGAAGUUGCGAGUUGUACUAAAAAGGGCAUUCUGGGAAAUUAUCAGAUCUGUGGCAAAGAGGUUCCUCGUGGAUAUUGGAUGUUUUGUCGUGGAAGUACAAAUGAAACCAGAGGUUUCAGUUGUGGUUUGUGGGUUUUGUUGCACUCCCUUUCUGUAAGAGUGGAAGAUGCAGAAAGCGAAAUGGCUUUUAAAACUACAUGUGAUUUCAUACACAACUUUUUUGUAUGUCAGGAGUGUAGGGAGCAUUUCUAUGAGAUGUGCUCAAGCGUUUCUACCCCAUUCAAGAAUGCUCGUGAUUUUACCUUGUGGUUGUGGAGCGCACACAACAAAGUGAAUGAGAGACUGAUGAAAGCAGAAGCUUUGUUAAAAACAGCUGAUCCUAAAUUUCUGAAAGUUAUUUGGCCUCCCAAACAGCUUUGUGAAUCUUGCUAUCGCCAGAGCAAAAAGGGCAAUGAUAGUAGUGAGAUUGAUUGGGAUGACGAUGAGGUCUUCAAGUUCUUGGUCAGUUACUACGGGAAGACGCUGGUUACUCUUUACAAGGACAAGGAAGUUGGAAGCGGCAGUGAAAAAUCGAGUGUUGAUGAAUUGGUAGCUUCAACGAGUGCAGUUGUUGUUCCAGUUGGAGCUGCAUUUGCCAUUGCUGUGGCAAGCUGUGCAUUCGGAGCGCUCGCCUGGUUCUGGCGUUCACGGCAAAAGAACCGAAAGUAUAAAUACCUACACUCUUUAAAAAGUACAUGAAUGAUUGAUUAUUAAGAGAGUGAUGAUGAUGAUGAUGAUGAGAUUUUUCAAAUCGAUCUAAUAUUGGAAUUUGGAAAUAAGUUGAGAAAGGCCCAAAAAAAAAUUAAAAUGACCCAUGGAGAGAAGAAAUACAAGGUUGUAUUUGUGUGGGAGGUUGGCAUUGCUUAUAUGUGUUUCUCUUAUGCAAAAAUUUCAGGCCUAAGAGAAGCUGGAGCUGAAUAGCGGUGUCUAUGCUGGGUGUAAAAUAUGAUUCAGAAACAAGGUGAGGUGAGGCUCAGAAUAGGAAACAGAGUGCAGAAGAUUGUAAGUUGUAACAAUCACUUGCUGUUAACAACAUUGUUAUAAUCCCUUUUUCAUUUGACUUUCACCAAAAUGGAGUGUGUAUAGAUUUACUUGUGAUAUGUAUACUUUUGGAUGAAACUAGAGGAUAAAUAUACUUCACACACA
Molecule: messenger RNA, 2210 nt
Organism: Ipomoea nil (Japanese morning glory)
Lineage: Eukaryota; Viridiplantae; Streptophyta; Magnoliopsida; Solanales; Convolvulaceae
Product: sulfhydryl oxidase 2-like
Exons: 11
Coding region: 207-1763 (518 amino acids)
Biological process (GO): protein folding
Cellular component (GO): Golgi membrane
Molecular function (GO): flavin-dependent sulfhydryl oxidase activity; protein disulfide isomerase activity
Source: RefSeq, a predicted model, not a curated record